Parasteatoda tepidariorum (common house spider) is the source of this 4003-nucleotide messenger RNA. RefSeq lists its product as uncharacterized. Gene Ontology annotation, molecular function: protein binding. Lineage: Eukaryota; Metazoa; Arthropoda; Arachnida; Araneae; Theridiidae. Gene Ontology annotation, cellular component: nucleus. Gene Ontology annotation, biological process: regulation of gene expression. The record is from RefSeq and is a predicted model, not a curated record.
AGGUAACUAAAAAAAUAAUAAAUAAAAAAUAGAAUGAAGAGAAACAGUUUGGGAUGUGCCCCUGAGAGUACUUCUCCUAGUCUUCAGAUAGAACUUUAAUGAAGGAUUGAAGAACACGUGUUUUGUUCUUCUCUUGGUCGGUCUUAUGUAACUAAAUCGAAUUUAUCGAACACUAUAUGGUAAUUUGAUUUAAUAAGUGUCGAAUAUUAAAUAGUUAUUAACUAAUAUAUUAUAAAUAUAAUAAAUCAUUUAUAUUCCAGAAAUAUUUUUUGGAAUAAAGUCAAUUCCAUUUGUGAAUAGUUUUUGACUGUGGAUUAUUAUUAUCGUUUUACCAUGAAAUAAUUUUUUUUAUAACAGACACAUAUUUUUAUAAUACUGGGAACUGUAAUAAGACAUUAUUUUUUCAUAUAAAUAAUCAUUGAUGAUGUGAUUUUUGAAUGGACUUACUUCAAUAUGGUGCCUUAUUAAUCUCUAUCAGUAUAUUUUCCAUCAAAAUGAUAUUUUUCUGAGGACUUCCAUAUACAAUUAGUAAACUUAUGUUUGGGAAGAAAAAACUCUUUUGAAUAGAAUCUAGUCUUACAAUUGGUGACUAAGUCAAGGAAAUAAAGGAGAUAAUCAUGGAAACAUGUGUUUUGAUACCAACAGAACUGUCUCUGGUGCUAACUACUUCACCAUCAUCCAAAAAAUCAUAUACUGGAGCAUCUGUUUGGAGCAAUCAGCGCAUCCCAAGAGGCUCAAGAUUUCUUCCUUUCCAGGGUACAGUUAGACUUGACAAGCUAGACAUCUAUUCAAACCUCGAAGAUAAUGACGUUCGAUACAGGUUUGGUUGCUACGAUGAAGUACAAAAACUGGACUGCCGCAGAGUCCGGCAUUGCAAUUGGAUUCGCUUCUUGCGUUGUUCACAAACUCUUAGCAAUGACGUAAAUCUUAUAGGAACACUGGUAAAAGGUGAACCAGUAUUUGAAACUGUAAGAACUGUACCGUCAAAUACCGAGCUUAUUGUGUACCUGGAGAGUGGCAGUGAAACAGACGAUUCCUUACGAUCUCAAAUGUCUCUUAUGGCUUGUCGCACUCUUACAGCUGCACAUUACAGACACGCAAUGGGUCUCAUUCUUGAAGACACACCAUUAGAUUUGUCGCGUUCUCUGUUAUCGUCUCGAGUACCAGUGAUGACCCUUGAUGUCCCUCAACCAACGAGGACAUUAAUGACACCUCCCUCCGAACCAGAAGAAAGGAGAUCCGUAUCAAGUGAUGGUUUAUCACCCAGUGACGAAUCUUUGAAUAGUGAAAUAAGGCCAACAAUAGUAAAGAAAGGAAGAGAAAGAACAUUACUGCCAUGUGAAGUUUGCGGGAAAGCCUUUGAUCGACCAUCCCUUCUUAGGAGACAUAUGAGAACGCACACCGGUGAAAAACCUCACGUAUGUGAUGUGUGUGGUAAAGGUUUCAGUACUUCUAGUUCACUUAAUACACACAGAAGAAUUCAUUCCGGUGAAAAACCUCAUCAAUGCCAUGUCUGUGGAAAACGGUUUACAGCAAGUUCUAACCUGUAUUACCAUAGAAUGACACAUAGUAAAGAAAAACCUCAUAAAUGCAACUUGUGUUCGAAGUCAUUUCCUACUCCAGGAGAUUUAAAAAGCCACAUGUAUGUCCACAAUGGUUCUUGGCCUUACAAAUGCCACAUUUGCAAUAGAGGAUUCAGUAAACAGACUAAUUUAAGAAAUCAUCUCUUUCUGCAUACAGGUGAUAAACCACAUUCCUGCAAGCACUGUCAUAAGCGGUUUGCGUUGGCUUGCAAUUUAAGAGCACAUUUAAAAACGCAUGAAGGUGAACAACAAGAAAAAUGCACACAAUGUGGCAAAGGUUUUCCAUCCGCUGCUAAAAAAUUGACUCACGGAUAUUGCCAACCAUGCUACCAAAAUAGCAACGGGAUAGCAUUAACAAAGAAAUUCGAAAGCCCUACCAGGGAAGAUGAUAGAGACUCAACCAGGUCACCAACUGCAGAAUCUCCAACAGAAACUGUGAGUUCCAUCAAACGGGAGAGAUCACCAGAUUUAGCUACCACUUCACCCACACCUCCGCCGCCAAUGCUACUUGGCAUGCUAGAUGAAGUCAUGCUAAGAUAUCGCGAAGCUGGUGGUAUGAUACCACCGUCAUUAUCAGCUCUUCGGUUUUUGGAAGGGCUACCGGUGAUUUCUCAAAGAAACUGAACCAAAGUAUCAGGGGGAAAAUUAUAAAAAUUGUGAUUACGAUGUUUUUUUAUGGACUAGUGUCUUGUAUGGACUGUAAAACUCAAGCACAUAUCUACAGCGCACUUAUUUUGAUGUACACUUGUACUCUUAGAACUCACUUUUUUUUGACUGGAGGGGUGUAGUAAAUAUUAGAUGAUUGUUUUAUGAAAUGUGUAAAUACUAGUUUUUAUUUUAUGUUAGUCUUUGCUUAAAGACAACGUAAAAAAAUCAUUAUCAUUCCAUUUUUAAUUAUGUUGUUUCCUAGUAUGUAAUUUUUGAAGAUGGGCGAAAAUCAAAUUUCAAUGUAAUAUUUAUUUCACUAUAAAUUUUAUUACGUUCUUUUUAGCCUAUUUUAUGUGAAAAGUACAUAGUUCUCUCUGGAAAAAUUGCAGGCGAAAUCAAUUAUUUUUUUUAAAACGAAUAUUAAUAAAGUAUCAAAAUGGUAAUCUGAAUAAAGUAAGAUCAAUUUAAAAUAAAGCCUUGUUAUGAUCUUAUUAAUUUAAAUAUUUUCAUGGGAUUAAAUUAACUGCAUUUUUCAUUAUUUCUCAUAGAUCUUAAAGGUAAAAUAGAAUGAAAAUUUUAAACUUAACUAGGGAUAUCAAACUUCCACUGGAAAUUAAAAUGAAAAUUUAAUUAAACAUUGCUAUAAUAAAUCAUACUAAAAUAACAGCAAUUAUAUCAAAUCAAAAUGAAGAGAUUAAGCAAAAAUUUUAUAUCAGAAUAGAAAAAUAUUCAAAAUAGCUGUAACAGUCACUGUAAAAAUUAUACACUCUUAACCUUUUUGUAUAUAGAUAUAUUUUUGUUAGGAAAUAUUUUUACAGGUUAUUCAAACUUAACCAGUGAAAUUAUGAUAUUAAACCAAUUAUCAUAUCAGAACGAAAAUCAAAUUUCGAUCAAAAUGUUAAAUCAAACAAAGAGAUUAAAUCAAAAUAAUGAAAUUAUGUCAUACAAUUCAAAUGCGUCUUUCUUGUUAAAGUAAUAUAUUGUUAAUCUCUUGAUAAUUGUUAAAAUGAUAUUUUAUUAUCGGAUUUGUGGACGUAUUUUCACUGGAUAUAUUGUUAAACAUGUUUGGCCCUUAUAGAGAAAAUGAAAAGAUUAUUCAUCUUCACAUCAGUAUAUUUGUUAAAAAUUCAAUUAAUUGUUUUGAAAAUACAUAAUUGUUAAACAAAUUCUAGUGCUAAAUAUCAUUUUUGGAAUAUUUUUAUGACAUUUGCUAAAGACAAAUAUGUUCUUUACAAAAUGUGCCUUUUCUUUUUGUACGUAAAAAGAAAAAAAAUAUUUUGUACGAUCUCUUUACUUCAUUUGUACAAAGAAAACUGUGCCAUCUAUUUUUAUACAACUUUUACACUUUGCGAAUGCGUGUUUUACUUAAUGUAAAUCUCUGUGAGCAGUUUGGUCAUUUUUGUGGAAUCAAAACAUUGAGCAAACUUUCUUCCGUCCAUUGAGCAACAAAAAUCAAAAUGUAAAUCAUUCAUUUAAAAAUUUAUGAUGCAAAUUUAUUGCAUUUGUUAAAUAUUUCAUUAUUUGUUUGUAAUUAUGUUUGAGAAAUGAUUUUGAAUUGUAUAAUUUGGUUUACUGUUUUAUAUGGUGAUGUUGAAUUUGGUGUUUGUUAAAGAAAAAUCAAAAUUUCAUCUGUUAAAUGUAAAAUAUUUUCUUGGUAUAUUCUUCACAACAGUAAUAUAUCAUUUGUGUCUAGUCAGUGCCACAUUUUUAAAACUGUAUUACUUAUUUUUGCUGUUUUUAGUAUCCAAAAAUUAAAAUAAAGAUGCUAUUUU